Argentina anserina (silverweed cinquefoil) is the source of this 618-nucleotide messenger RNA. Its product is annotated as sm-like protein LSM5. Gene Ontology annotation, molecular function: RNA binding. The record is from RefSeq and is a predicted model, not a curated record. Bases 121 to 384 code for a protein of 87 amino acids. Gene Ontology annotation, biological process: mRNA splicing, via spliceosome. Gene Ontology annotation, cellular component: U6 snRNP; Lsm1-7-Pat1 complex; U4/U6 x U5 tri-snRNP complex. The transcript is spliced from 4 exons. Lineage: Eukaryota; Viridiplantae; Streptophyta; Magnoliopsida; Rosales; Rosaceae.
ACCAACCAAAUUGUGGUAAGGAAGACCAACGCCCCCGCUUUGCCUAUCGUUCAAGUUCAGGGGUCGGGCUCGUUUCCUGUCUCUGUGUUUCUCGCGGCCAAAGCUGUUGUGUCAAAACAAAUGGCCAACAAUCCCUCGCAGCUACUCCCCUCAGAGCUGAUCGACCGGUGCAUAGGGUCGAAGAUAUGGGUGAUAAUGAAGGGCGACAAGGAGCUCGUCGGGACUCUCAGGGGUUUCGAUGUCUACGUCAACAUGGUUCUCGAAGACGUCACUGAAUAUGAGAUUACUGCUGAAGGAAGAAGGAUAACCAAGCUUGAUCAGAUUUUACUCAAUGGAAACAACAUUGCCAUUCUGGUCCCAGGUGGCUCCCCUGAAGCAGAGUAAUAGAAUAGAGCAAGGGUAUUCUGCAAUCUGCAGAAUGGAGUCCCAGCUUUUUGUUGUUGCUAGGUGACAUGGUUGUAAGACUGUCCUGUGAAUUUGUAUGAUUGAUGGGUCAGUUUUCUUCUGAAUUCUAGUUGCUCGGCCUGGUUUUAAAACUAUCAGUAUUCGGGAUAUAUCUUAUCUUUCUGUAAUGUACUGGAAGUUAACAGUUCAAUUGCUGACAAAUAUAUUAGUAUG